Messenger RNA from Fopius arisanus, 870 nucleotides. RefSeq names its product N-alpha-acetyltransferase 40 (gene Naa40). The record is from RefSeq and is a predicted model, not a curated record. Gene Ontology annotation, cellular component: nucleus. Bases 151 to 774 code for a protein of 207 amino acids. Gene Ontology annotation, molecular function: protein N-terminal-serine acetyltransferase activity; histone H4 acetyltransferase activity; histone H2A acetyltransferase activity. Lineage: Eukaryota; Metazoa; Arthropoda; Insecta; Hymenoptera; Braconidae. The transcript has 4 exons.
CGAGUCCGGGCGUGUGAGUCAUAUUUUUCAAGUUGCAUAACCUUCAGAGGCCUGGAGAGGGGCUUUCGCAAUUUUUCGAGUAAACAAAUUUGGAAAUAGAUAAUUCACGUGAAUUUCUUGCUACUAAUUUCCCCUUGACUUCCGGGUGAAAUGAAGAACAAGAAAGGACACAAAACGAGGAAACAAUUAUUAGCCGAGAAAGAGACAGCGGCGAAACGUCUCGUGGAAAAGGCGAAUGCCCAGGAAAAUCCUUUGGAUGCUGUAGAAAAUUUUCACAGCUACUGCACACCAGACGGUACAGAUGUUAAAUUACGAUGUGAGAGAGUGGGAAAUCUUCCUGAAGGAGUUCUACCCUGGGUAUUCGACCUGAUGGAGAGAAAUGUGAAGGCAAUGUACGAAAAAUCGAACUGGGGAUGGAACGAGAGUUCCAAGAGGAAGGAAUUGACAGAACCCAGUGCCUGGUACCUCACAGCCAGUGUUGAUGAUCAACUCGUGGCAUUUUCACACUUUCGUUAUGAUCUGGAUGAUAAAGUCGAAGUUGUCUACUGCUACGAACUGCAGUUGGAGUCCAGAAUCAGGAGAAAGGGACUGGGUAGAUUCAUGAUGAAGUGUUUGGAGGGUUUGGCUGCUGCAAGUGGCAUGAAAAAAGUUGUUUUAACUGUUUUCAAACACAACACCGAGGCGAGAUCUUUCUACGAAGCUCUAGGUUAUAAAUUGGACAGGACAAGCCCGGCGGACUGGGAGAAUCUGGACUACAUAAUCAUUAGCAAAUAAUUUUUUCUACAUUCCUCUUCCAAUUUUCUACAAAAAUCCAACAACUGAAUAAAUCGAGAAAUUUUUCUCGUAAAGAGAAUCAUCAAACACUGAUUA